Gracilinanus agilis (Agile Gracile Mouse Opossum) is the source of this 1485-nucleotide messenger RNA. RefSeq names its product UBX domain protein 2A (gene UBXN2A). Gene Ontology annotation, cellular component: cytosol; nucleus. Gene Ontology annotation, biological process: autophagosome assembly; Golgi organization; nuclear membrane reassembly. NCBI's taxonomy places the organism in Eukaryota, Metazoa, Chordata, Mammalia, Didelphimorphia, Didelphidae. The record is from RefSeq and is a predicted model, not a curated record. Gene Ontology annotation, molecular function: ubiquitin binding. Bases 1 to 846 code for a protein of 281 amino acids. The transcript has 5 exons.
AUGGGGGGGGGGGCAGCAGGAGGCCCGGCCCAGAAAGGAGCCGCUUCAGGGAGGAGGAAGGCCCCAAGGCUCGCCGCUCCCUUCUUUCCCGUCUUCUUCAGGGUCUGCCAGUCGUCAGGAGCCGCAGCCCAGAGCCGCCGCGGCAGCCAGGCCAGGGACUGCGAGCUCUUCUUCGACAGCCUCCUGGAGGAAGCGCAGAAAGCGGGCGCCCCUCGUGGGCCCUCCGCUGACUCGAGACAGGCCGACGUGAGCAUUCAGCUCUGGCAGAACGGCUUCACCGUGAACGAGGAGUUCCGCAGCUACAGGGAUGGAGCCAGCAGGCAGUUCCUGAGUGCCAUCCGAAAGGGGGAGCUGCCCUCGGAGCUGGGGGGCAGGUUCAGGAAGGAGGAGGUGGCCGUCCGGGUGGAGGACAAGCAGGACCAAGUGUACGUGCCCAGGAAGCCCGCCUUCGCGCCCUUCUCGGGCCUGGGCCACCGGCUGGGCAGCGCCACCCCCAGGAUCGUCUCUAAGGCCAGCGGGACGGACGCCGGGCAGCCGAAGCCGCCACCGCCGCCACCCUCCGUCCCCCUCAACCCCUCGGAGCCCGUCACCAGCCUCCGCAUCUGGCUCGCCGACGGGAGGAGGCUCGUGCAGAGCUUCAACGUGUCGCACAGGGUGAGCCACGUGCGAGACUUCAUCCGGAGCUGCGAAGGCCCCCAGAGGGGCGGGCCCUUCACCCUGGUCACUGCCCUCCCCGUCCUCAAGCCGCUGGACGACGCGCUCACCCUGGAGGAGGCCGAGCUGCAGAACGCCGUGGUCAUUCAGAGACGCCAGGCCCCCCGGGCAGCUGGCCAAGGCCCGUCCUAGCCCGCUGGGGAGGGGGCGGGGCUGCUCUGGGCUCCGCCCCGGCAGUGGGCGGGGCCGCGGACCCUGCGCGUCUCCAGAACGUUUUUUGACUUGGGAGCUGCUGCUUGACCCUCGGCCCCUCCGGCCGCCUGCCUGCCUGCCUGCCUGCCUCUUCCGUUGCCCCCUCACAGCAAGGCUUCUGGCUUGGGGCCUCCCGAGCUCCUCGCCCUCCCGGCCUGCCGCUUCCUUCCCCUGCAGUCCCGGGCCAGCGUUCCUGGUCGGCAUGACAACACGUGGGGGGCGGGGUCAAGUCGGAGGCCACGUGCCGCGAGCCCCGGGCGGCUUCGUGUGGAUGUGCGAGGUCCAGGCUUGGGGGGCUCCCUGGGAAAAGGCUGCCGCACGCCCACCAUUCUAAGAGCCGACCCAGAGAAGGGGAGGGAGGCUCGGCAGCCGCUUCGUCGCCCCCCGAAAUCCCGGAGCCGCUCCUCCUGCUGAGACUGACAAGAUGGCGACCGACGGGGGGGGGGGGGGCGCGCCAGAAAGAGCGGGUGCCCCGGGCGGCCACUUCAGUGCCUUACGGGAUUCGGGCGCGGAGGCGGCGGCGGCGGCCUUCCCUCUGGCCCGGCCAUGCACUAAACUCGGGUUUCCAAUAAACGUGGA